AUGGUCUGGGCUGCGCUGGCGGUGCCUGUGUGCUGCGAGCGGCCGCGUAAACAUGGAGCUCUCGGCCGUCGGGGAGCGCGUCUUCGCGGCCGAGGCCCUGCUCAAGCGCCGCAUCCGCAAAGGGCGCAUGGAGUAUCUCGUAAAAUGGAAGGGCUGGUCUCAGAAGUACAGCACUUGGGAACCCGAGGAGAACAUCCUGGAUGCCCGGCUGCUCGCAGCCUUUGAGGAGAGCUUUGUUUUUUUUAACACCUCUAGGGAGCGAGAAAUGGAACUCUAUGGGCCCAAAAAGCGAGGCCCCAAGCCCAAAACCUUCCUGCUAAAGGCCCAGGCAAAGGCAAAAGCCAAAACGUAUGAAUUCCGCAGCGACUCCUCCAGAGGGAUCCGGGUGCCGUAUCCCGGCAGGUCGCCCCAGGAGCUGGGCUCCACGUCCCGGGCCCGGGAAGGACUGAGAAACAUAGCCCUGGCUCCCCAGGGCAGCUCCAGCACCAGCACCCCCAAGGCGGACGGCAUCCGGGACCGCGUGAUCCGCGUGGAGGAGAAACCUGGGGAGACCCCCAAAAAGAGAGGCCCGAAGCCCAGGAAGGAGCUUUACAAGGACCUGGCGGAGACUCUGGAUGCCUCCAAGAGGAAACUGGGGGACCCAGGGGACAAGGUGGGGGACUACCUGAAGGCCAGGAAGAUGGAGGAGGCGGCGGCGGGGGCGGCCAAGUUCAGCUCGGGACACAGCGUCAUCCAGCUGGCCCGGCGGCAGGACCCCGACCUCCCCGGAGCCCUGCCCGGCCCCAACCGAGCCGAGGUGGGUGCCAAACUGGGGGCCGCCGAGACCUACCCCCCGCGGCUGGCCAAGCACCGCGCGGACUUUCUGGACCCCAAGGGGCAGGGGGGCCUGGACCCCGGCGGGCCCAAGCUCCUGCACAGCGCGGUGAGCUCGGGCGCCGUGGGCAGCCUGUACCGCGACGGCGUGGGGGGCCAGGCGGGGCGACCCUCCCUCAUCGCCAGGAUCCCCGUCUCCAGGAUCCUGGGGGACCCUGAGGAGGAGUCCUGGAGCCCCUCUCUCAACAACCUGGAGAAGGUGGUGGUAACUGACGUGACCUCUAACUUUUUGACCGUCACCAUCAAGGAGAGCAGCACGGACCAAGGAUUCUUUAAAGAGAAACGAUGAGUUUGGCGGAGGUGGUGCUGGGCUUUUCCUCGGUCAGAUCCAGACAAAAGCUUGGGUAGAGCUUCGUGGGCCUCUUUUACUUUUCUUUUUUUUUUUCCUUUUUUUUCCUUUUUUUUUUUCCUUUUCUUUUUGGGUUUUUUUUGUGUCCUGGAGAGGAUUUAGAAACUGUCCUAAAUUCAGUAACUCAUCCUUUCUUUUUGUUUCACGUCUCACAUUUGGUUGGAAAGAUUAUCUCUAGAGUUAUAUUUUCUAUUAGAUGUAAAUAUGUUAUUUAAGAAAAAAAAAUGCUUAUAUAUAUCUAUAUAUAUAUAUUUCAACUCUGAGUUGUUUUAUUUAAAUGGAGACAACAGUGACUGCUCAGUUGCUCUUAGAAAGGACAAUAAAACUGAGAACUGAGGGAGUUGAUGCAUCUCUUGCAGGAGCCGCUGUACAUAAGGACCGAUGUUCAUAGCUAAUUAUGGCCUGGGUUUUUUUAACUAUUAUUUUUCAUAAGAUGCUGUGGAUGGUGGAGGGAGAAGCGUUGCUCCCUCGGAGGGCAGAGCGCCCUGAUUUCUUGAUUGUGAUAUAAGGUGUUGCUUGUACAAUCCAGUGUGCUGUCUCCAGGACUGUUGCCCUUGACAGUUGAAGUGAGCACUUGAAUUUACAGUAUUGUUGGGGAGGGGACGUUUCCAGUCUAACAAAAAGUAACGUUGCUGCAACGUCGGGGCGGGGAAAAGCAGAAACCCAUCAAAAGGCUAAAACUGUUCUCACAGAGUAUUAACUUGAAUUCCCUUCCCCUGCGAAGGAAGAGGAGGUUUGUGUGUGAAAGGUUCCUGAGAGGGGUGAUACUGAAAUGCACUUUAAUAGAGUUGUCGUAGCAGUUGUGGGAGAUGGGACUGAGCUGAGAAUCUGUUUUCAUUUUGUCUGGUUGCUUGAUUCUGUUCCCCCACCCACUUAAAAAAAAAAUCCAAGGAUAAAACCCCUCUGUUUACAUUCCUGAAAUGCCAGAGAGGUUGGGGAGGGUAGCACAGUGCUGCCCAUAUUUAGAUGCUUUAUACCACUAUAGAAAGUGGAUUAUUAGUUUAUUUUGAUUUCUCAAACACAGUUGACUUCAGCCUGGUGGAAGACUCCAGAUCAAGUGUUUUGUAAUAUCCACAUCUCUGACAAAUCCCAGAGCCACCUUGCUGCAUUCAGAGACGAUAUUUCCCAUUUCAUAGGCUAGUUAAACAAUAGCCAAGAGGUGAAAUAUUGCAUUGGGUGAGCAGCCCUGCUGCCCUGAGGGGCUUCGUGUGCUCCCCGUGCCUCUGGUCUCUGCUGGUUGUGCAGGACCCGGCUCUUCUCCCCAGCCAGGGCAGGGCACGGCUGCCUUCGUGGCUCUGAGCAAAGUGCAGCAGUUUCACUCUCCCCGAGGUGCCAGGGGGGAGGCACAGGCGCUGCAGCCCCCCACUUUGCUCCCUCCUCCCCAGCUCGGUUGCAGCCUGGCCCCGCUGGGGAGUGGGACCUUUGCCCAGGGGGUGAUUUUGGCUGAGGUGGAGCUGGUGGGACUGGCCCCAUUCUGUGGUCUGGGCAUCUCUCUGGUUUGGAAAGCACAAGUUUGGUGGUGGUUGAGGGAUGGGGCUGGGCCAGGUCCCUCUCAUCCCUCCUCACCACCUGCCCCAGCUGAUAGACCCAAGUUUGGGGGGUUAUGCAGGAGGUGACAGCAGUGGGGGCCUGACAUGUGGGGAAGGGGCUGUGGCGAGGAGCAGCCUCUGCUGUUGGUCCCAUCUGCAGCUCCACCUUGCUUGGCCCCUUCCCCAUCCUUCUUCUGGGAGCUCUGCUGGGUAGCCCAGCAGGAGGGGGCUAUAUUGACUGUACAAAGGGGGCCAUGUCUGUGAGUUCUGUUACUUUUGUUUGUUUUCUAAGACAGAUUUUGUAGAAGUGAGAUCCUUUUUUUUUCUGACUUGGUUUGUACGAAGAACCAGGGUGGUGGUUUCUGAGCUGGGGCUGGGGGCAGGUGCCACAGGACACGUGUGUGUCAGAGGGAUGCUGAAGGGAGUGAGCAGCCUGUCCUCCCUCUGCUGCUGGGCUGAGACCAGAGGAUGCUCUUUGCCAGAGAGCCCAGCCCUGUGCUCCUGCCCUGCUGGGAUAUGCAGGGUGUGCUCCGCUCCAGCCCCCUGGAUGUGUCCUGACACAUGUAUAUGGAGCAAAACAUACAUGUGGGUGUAUAUGUGUGUGUGUACAUAGUGACGUAUAUACUGAGUGUGUGUGCGUGGGGGGGUGUGUGUGUGAAUUAUUUAAAUCUAAGACUUGUACAAAAAUGAUUUGGCUAAAUCUCAGUCUCAGAAGUGAAGCUUAACUACGUGUCUUCUGCCAGCCGUGAAUGUCCAUAUGAGACCUGCUUUUUAUGUCAGUUUAAAUAUAUACUUUGUAAAUAGAA
Molecule: messenger RNA, 3557 nt
Organism: Colius striatus (speckled mousebird)
Lineage: Eukaryota; Metazoa; Chordata; Aves; Coliiformes; Coliidae
Gene: CBX8
Product: chromobox 8
Exons: 5
Coding region: 53-1162 (369 amino acids)
Source: RefSeq, a predicted model, not a curated record